CCCACAUUUUCAUAAAGAGUGAUCCUGAAUUUGUGUGGAAGCAUGGUGAACCACUUCUCCCAAUACACCGUUCUCCUUCUCCUCCUCACUACAUCAAUUGCUCUUGUGAUGGUCACGGUGGCAAGUAGUGAAGCGUGCAAGAAGGAUGACGGUGUUGAGGAUAAUUAUUGCUCAUCGUUGCAGCGAUUGAAUAGAUGUGAAGAAAAGAUUUAUUAUAUGGAAGGAAAAAGCUGUAAUCAAGAAUCGUGUUUCCAUAUUUGUAAGCUAAAGCACUUUGGUCAGGAAGCUAUGGGAAUAUGCCGUGUUAGCUUCUUAAGGCGUCCAAGUCCAUACCCUAUGACAGUUCUACGAUUCUGCAGUUGCGUCUACGACUGUUAAUGUAAUAUGAACUACUAUCUAAUGUAUGA
Arachis duranensis is the source of this 407-nucleotide messenger RNA. RefSeq lists its product as uncharacterized. The transcript has 2 exons. The coding region runs from base 43 to 378 and encodes 111 amino acids. The record is from RefSeq and is a predicted model, not a curated record. NCBI's taxonomy places the organism in Eukaryota, Viridiplantae, Streptophyta, Magnoliopsida, Fabales, Fabaceae.